Cucurbitaria berberidis CBS 394.84 is the source of this 410-nucleotide messenger RNA. RefSeq lists its product as uncharacterized. Lineage: Eukaryota; Fungi; Ascomycota; Dothideomycetes; Pleosporales; Cucurbitariaceae. The record is from RefSeq and is a predicted model, not a curated record. Bases 85 to 318 code for a protein of 77 amino acids. The transcript has a single exon.
GUCAGGCUACCGAUAUCUAAGAUUAGAACAGGAGAUUUCGAUGCUUUCCUCGGUAGAUCAUCACCCAGCUCAAAGUGGGACAUAAUGCUGGUGGGAUCAAUUUUAGUGGCCUUCGUUGGGCUGACAAUGACCAUUGGCCGAGUCAUCAGUCUGGAUCACAGCAAUGCGACCUAUUCCUGCUUCUCCACAUUGAAUGAUCGGACAUCAUCGGCACACAUUCGUACCAAUGUAUCUACGGUAGCUCUUGACUGUCGCGGGGAGGCUCUCGCAGCUGAAUGCUUUCAACUACGCUGUCACCGCAUGACCUACAUUAGCUAGUUCAUCGCACGUAGAAGAUUGAGCCGAGAUUUGAAGGUCUAGAAAAGACAAGUAUGGCUAAGGCCGCCAUUACAUCUCUUACUGCGAGAGUC